AUGCACUGCACCCAGAGGUCACACACUCAGUUAAUGAGGAGGACCCCACAGAGGGAGGAGGAGGAGCAGCCCACAGAGAGAGGAGGACCUCACAGAGAGGAGAAGGACCUCACAGAGAGGAGGAGGACCCCACAGAGAGGAGGAGGACCCCACAGAGAGGAGGAGGGCCUCACAGAGAGGAGGAGGGCCUCACAGAGAGGAGGAGGGCCUCACAGAGAGGAGGCGGGCCUCACAGAGAGGAGGAGGACCUCACAGAGAGGAGGAGGACCCCACAGAGAGGAGGGCCUCACAGAGAGGAGGAGGACCCCACAGAGAGGAGGGCCUCACAGAGAGGAGGAGGACCCCACAGAGAGGAGGGCCUCACAGAGAGGAGGAGGACCUCACAGAGAGGAGGAGGACCCCACAGAGAGGAGGGCCUCACAGAGAGGAGGAGGACCUCACAGCGGGUCAGUGAGUAUUUUGAGAACCAUGGGAGGUUGA
This is a messenger RNA of Knipowitschia caucasica, 480 nucleotides long. NCBI's taxonomy places the organism in Eukaryota, Metazoa, Chordata, Actinopteri, Gobiiformes, Gobiidae. The record is from the annotation of a GenBank genome assembly.